AUGUCUCUCCGCUUCGUCCCAGCCAAGGCGCAUGCCAGCUCUACUCAGCUCGAGACGUCCGCACCCUCUGCCCCUGGUGUCCAUGACAACCUUCGUUCUCGCCUCGCACAAACAUCCACAGCACCUUCAUCAACAAAGUCCGUCGAGCUCCAGUCCGCACAUCCUCUCGAGGCACGCCUUGUGCAGUGGCGCGAGACACAAGACCGCAUGAAGAUGGAGAUGCUGAGGCGGCAGUUCGGCAUCGCGGAGCCGGUGAGGAGGGGUAUGGAGCUCAAGAUUGCGUCUGCUGGCGAGUGGCGGCCGGCUGCCCUCGGCGGUUCGAGCGGAGUGCACAAGGACAUUCUGGAGGGAAGGGACUGUGAGAUUGGCUGGGAGGAUGUGUACACUGGAUCCGAGCUUCGUCAAAUCCCCGAUUUCCACUCCGAGAUCGAGUCCAAGAUGAAGAUGAACUGGUAG
This is a messenger RNA of Ascochyta rabiei, 456 nucleotides long. RefSeq lists its product as uncharacterized. Gene Ontology annotation, biological process: proteasome assembly. The transcript is spliced from 3 exons. The coding region runs from base 1 to 456 and encodes 151 amino acids. The record is from RefSeq and is a predicted model, not a curated record. NCBI's taxonomy places the organism in Eukaryota, Fungi, Ascomycota, Dothideomycetes, Pleosporales, Didymellaceae. Gene Ontology annotation, cellular component: nucleus; cytoplasm.